GCACCAUUAUCUUAUAAUUUUAAGAUGUUUUUUUUUCUUCAAGUGACGCCCCUUUAGAGUCGUAUAUGCUAACUUUAUUUCAAUUGGCCGAUCCCUUAGGAUCUUGUAUGCAAGGGCAUAUUUAUUUUCAACCCCUUGUAUGAGUUGAAUUUUUUUUUUGAAAUUUGUUAUUAAAUAGUACUAAUAAUUUAAGUAAUUAUAUAUUUUUAAUUAAGUGAGUAGGUGACCAAGACUUGAAUAAUCUUCCUUCAAGAGUUCCACUCCAUCUAAAUUAGUGUUACCCCAAAUCAUCAUUCAAAGCUAUCUUAGGCUAAUUAAGUUGCUGAUAUAGUUUAUGAGAAAAGGAACAUAUUGAGUCAAAUUGGGUCUAAUCUAUGUAAUUGAAGAACAAUGUCCAAGCUUGGAACCUCAUUAUUGGUGCCUUCUGUCCAAGAUCUUGCAAAGCAACUCAACACAAAAGUUCCAGAACAAUAUAUUCAUCCAAAUCAAGACCCUAUUGUUGUAUCAAAUACAAGUUCUUUACAACAAGUUCCACUCAUUGACCUAAGUAAAUUGUUGUCUGAAGAUGAACUUGAGGUAGAGAAGCUAGAUCAUGCUUGUAAAGAAUGGGGAUUCUUCCAGCUGAUUAAUCAUGGAGUCAAUCCUUCAAUAGUGGAAAAUGUGAAGAUAGGUGUUCAAGAGUUUCUAACUCUUCCGGCGGAAGAGAAGAAGAGAUUUUGGCAGACCCCCGAUGACGUAGAGGGUUUUGGUCAAUUGUUUGUUGUAUCUGAGAAUCAAAAGUUAGAAUGGGCAGACUUAUUCUUCAUUGCGACUCUUCCUUCGUCUGCAAGGAAUCCUCGCUUAUUUCCUAAUAUUCCCCAACCGUUCAGAGAUGAUUUAGAGACCUAUUGUUUAGAGUUGAAGAAAGUUUGCAUCACAAUCAUCAAACAUAUGGAAAAAGCUCUUAAAGUUGAACCAAAUGAAAUGCUAGAGUUGUUUGAAAAUAUAAAUCAAUCAAUGAGGAUGAAUUUCUACCCUCCUUGUCCACAACCAGAAAAUGUCAUUGGACUGAAUCCUCAUUCUGAUGCUGGGGCCUUAACAAUCCUUCUCCAAGCUAAUGACAUUGAAGGUCUCCAAAUUAGGAAAGAUGGACAAUGGAUUUCUAUUACACCACUCACCAAUGCUUUUGUCGUAAACAUCGGAGACAUUUUAGAGAUUAUGACGAACGGAAUUUAUCAGAGUAUCGAACAUCGAGCUACAGUUAACUUAAAGAAAGAGAGGAUUUCUAUUGCUGCAUUUCACAGACCCCAAAUGAGCAAAGUUAUAGGUCCAACACCAAGUCUUGUUACUUCUGAAAAGCCGGCAUUGUUCAAAACAAUUACUACGGAAUAUUACUACAAAGCAUUCUUUUCGCGCAAGCUACUAGGGAAAUCAUGCCUUGAUGUUGUGAGAAUCCAAAAUGAGAAUGGCAAGUGAUAAAAGUAGUAUACAACUAUUUGGCUUUGAAAUAAACAUGUUCUGUUAAAACAGUUACACCAUAUGUGGUAGGUAUCAAAGGAACGAUAAUUCAAUAAAGUGGAUUUGUAAAUAUUAACAGCACAAGGACCUGAGUUUGAAGUCCAAUCAUGGUGGUUAGAUUGAUCAAACCCUUGUUUAGGUGCUUCAAAGUUUCCAUUGACAUGAUAGUUAUCUACUUGGUUUUCAUGUGGAUUAUUAUUAUUAUUAUUAUUAUUAUUAUUAUUAUUAUUCA
Molecule: messenger RNA, 1729 nt
Organism: Lathyrus oleraceus (garden pea)
Lineage: Eukaryota; Viridiplantae; Streptophyta; Magnoliopsida; Fabales; Fabaceae
Product: protein SRG1
Exons: 5
Coding region: 391-1455 (354 amino acids)
Source: RefSeq, a predicted model, not a curated record